AUGCCUCCAAGGAAACGCAAGGCUUCGGAGCCAAACCCACCUGAAACCCAAGCCCCCGCCAGGGUAACCCGGUCCACUGCUCUCUCUUCCGUCAGGCUGACCCGGUCCGCGGCUAAACGACCCGGUCCACCUCCGGUUUUUGCUGAGUUGCCGAAGAAUAAUAAGAAGAAGGGCAAGAAGCCUAAGCAAGAAGAAGGGCAAGAACCUGCUUCCUCCAACUCCAGAACCACCAUCGUCAUUGAACAUUGUACACAAUGCGAUUCAUUCAAGACGAGAGCCACUGAGUUGAAAGAAGGUCUAGAGGCCAAAGUUCCUGACAUCACUGUCAUAGUGAACCCUAAAAAGCCAAGAAAGGGUUGCUUUGAAAUACGGGAAGAAGGAGGCCAGAAGUUCGUCAGUCUCUUGAAAAUGGAGCGUCCGUUUAAACCAAUGAUGGAUCUAGACAUGGACAAGACCAUCUCAGAUAUCGUUGACAAGAUAUCUAGCGCUAGUUUAUCAGGCAUGACUUUGGAUGAAGCUAGGUGA
Messenger RNA from Gastrolobium bilobum, 525 nucleotides. RefSeq lists its product as uncharacterized. The coding region runs from base 1 to 525 and encodes 174 amino acids. The record is from RefSeq and is a predicted model, not a curated record. Lineage: Eukaryota; Viridiplantae; Streptophyta; Magnoliopsida; Fabales; Fabaceae. The transcript has 4 exons. Gene Ontology annotation, cellular component: Golgi apparatus.